CUUGGAUCGGUGAAAGGUAAAAUAAGCCAAAGGAAGAGUCGAAUAUCAGCAUGUCCACUUCAGAGGACAUGUCACACACAUCUGAGUGGACGUAGCACCGGGUGGAUGUACAAACCCCACGGCCACGGGAGACUCCGAACAGCCCCAGCUCGUGUCAGCCGCUAAUCACCCUAAAUGAUGAAGAUGAUGAUGUGUGCACAGUGUUCCACGGCACCGGACUUGAUUUAAGUUUUGUUUUGCUUUAGAGUGACUGCCAUGAACGGAUUCCUUGACCGUUUUCACAAUUUCAUCUUAACGUUCGUGCGUGGAGUGGACGGUAUCUGCGCCUGUACCUGCGGAAGGAAUCAGGACUAUCAUGUCCUUCCAUACUAUGAGGCUCACACCAUGGUGAAUUCCAGAGACCACUACUACAUAACCAAACAAGAGUUAGACGUGUUGGUUGGUCUGCUGAUGGGUUUAUGCAUCAGUCACUUCCUAAUCUGGCUGCAUCAUGUUCAUUGGACAUCAUGGUUCACAUACUGGACACCAAGGCAGCUGCAGAAUUUGGGUUUCAGGUCAUGGAUCCAAGCAUUCGUUAACUUCAGGGAUUCCUUCAGACGCUCAUGUGCAACUAUAAGUCAAGCCAUGCAGACUACGAGGUCCGACAAAGUGCUGCCUGACCUUAAUGGUCAUAGAAACAUGGAAGAUAAAAAUGUGCAUCAAAAUCAUAAAAUACUCACUGGUCAUAAAGGAUAA
This is a messenger RNA of Sphaeramia orbicularis (orbiculate cardinalfish), 735 nucleotides long. It is a transcript of the gene tmem240b, whose product is annotated as transmembrane protein 240b. Lineage: Eukaryota; Metazoa; Chordata; Actinopteri; Kurtiformes; Apogonidae. The record is from RefSeq and is a predicted model, not a curated record. The transcript is spliced from 3 exons. Bases 256 to 735 code for a protein of 159 amino acids.